CACUGCAAGCAGGAGAGGGAGGGUCAACAUGGCGUCUGAACAGGAGAGUUCCAAUGGGCCUGUGAAAAAGUCAAUGCGGGAGAAGGCUAUUGAAAGACGCAAUAUUAACAAGGAACACAACAGUAACUUCAAAGCAGGAUAUGUACCCAUAGAAGAAGAACGUCUUCAUAAAACUGGACUGAGAGGACGAAAGGGAAACAUGGCUGUUUGCAUCGUUAUCCUCCUCUUCAUCCUCGCCUUAAUUAACCUCAUUAUCACUCUGGUAAUAUGGACAGUGAUUCGUAUUGGUCCGAAUGGUUGUGACAGUAUGGAGUUCCAUGACAGUGGCCUGCUGCGCUUCAAACAGAAGGCAGACAUGGGCAUCAUUCACCCACUGCACAAGAGCACAGUAGGGGGCCGAAAGGACCAGGACCUCGUUCUUGUCGGCAACAAUAAUCCGGUUGUGUUCCAGCAAGGCACUACUAGGCUGAGCGUGGAGAAAGAAAAGACCUCAGUCGUCAGUGACGUUGGCAUAUCCUUCACAGACCCCCGGACACAGAACACGUACUUCAGCACAGACUUUGAAAACCAUGAGUUCCACUUGCCAAAAGGAGUCAAGAUUCUCAGUGUUAAAAAGGCUUCCACAGAAAGGAUCACCAGUAGUGCAUCUUCUGACCUGAACAUUAAAGGAGACGGCAAGGCCAUCAUUCGUGGAAACGAGGGCGUCAACAUCAUGGGCAGGACAAUAGAGUUCAAAAUGGGCGGAAACAUCGAGCUCAGGGCUGAGAACAGCAUCGUUCUGAAUGGAUCAGUCAUGUUUAAUGCUACACGCAUCCCUAACUCUGCAGGAGAUGUGUAUUUUGAUGAAGGCAUGGAGAGGUAUAAGCUCUGCAUGUGUGCAGAUGGGACUCUGUUCCGUGUGCAGGUGAAAUAUCCCAACAUGGGCUGCCAGACUUCAGAUAACCCGUGUGGGAAAACUCAGUAGGAGAGUUGGCUGAAGUCUACUUUCACGUGUCUACAUUUUGUCGGCACUGAAGUCAGAUGACUUAUUUGGGUGUAUAGAAAAUUCUAUAGGACAUUCAUCAUGACUUGCACAUAAUAAUACCUCUGCCGUGUACCCGUCAAAUUAUGUAUUUCUUAUUUAACAGGAAUUGUAUUACAGAUCAUUGCCACUUGGCCAAAGAUAUGCACAUAUGUGUUUUAAUGGUUUGCAGAUGUGCCAACUGUGUCAUAAAUAAUGCCAUAUCAGUAUAACACUCUCAUGGUUGUUUAUAAUGGCCAUUGAUAGAAAUGAGAAACAACAGUAAUUUCUGUUUGCCUUACCGUCCAGUAUUACCAAUUUACAAACCUUCUAGAGGUUUGUAAAAUAUUGUAUUUGCUCAUUGUUUCUGGCAGCUUUGUUUGAGAUUUUUUAUUAUAUUUACUGAGGAGCGUUAGACACUACAUGACAAUAUGUAAUAUUCAAUUUGGCAUAAACUGUACAAUAUAAGACACAUUUUGUAAGCCGUCCGGUAAUGCUAAAGCAGCAGAUAAGUGCUCUAUCUGGGACUGACUGUAAUGCACGUGCCAAUGGAUUUAAAAGGGAUGAUAUAAAAUAUAAUAUGUAUCUAAUUUUGUUGAAAAAAGUUUUGUAAAGCAAAAAAAACACACUAUUCAAUAACAGAGGGAGAGUUGUGCUCCCAAAAAUAUAUAUAAUAAUAAUGAUUGACAGGAAAGUAAAUCAUUUUGGCUUUAACGUCUGUAUUGAGUGGGUUGAAUUUUGUGCAAUAUAGUAUAAAAUAUUUGACUUUCAUUUUGCUCUGGAUUGUCUUGUCUUUGAAAAAAAAAUGCUGAUGUCGAGAAAUGUCAUACAGUAGAUGUUGUCAGAGCCUGCUGUGAGAAAACAUGUGUUUGAUCAACUAAUGAAAAUAACAACAGAAAAACAGCCUUAUUUUGAAAAAAUGUUGAACAUUUCAUUGCUAUGUUUGUUUCAAUAAAGAGACAUGUUGCUAUGUGAAA
Messenger RNA from Eleginops maclovinus (Patagonian blennie), 1977 nucleotides. RefSeq names its product sarcoglycan, beta (dystrophin-associated glycoprotein) (gene sgcb). The transcript is spliced from 6 exons. Bases 29 to 964 code for a protein of 311 amino acids. Gene Ontology annotation, cellular component: sarcolemma; sarcoglycan complex. The record is from RefSeq and is a predicted model, not a curated record. Lineage: Eukaryota; Metazoa; Chordata; Actinopteri; Perciformes; Eleginopidae. Gene Ontology annotation, biological process: muscle organ development.